Megalopta genalis is the source of this 1241-nucleotide messenger RNA. Lineage: Eukaryota; Metazoa; Arthropoda; Insecta; Hymenoptera; Halictidae. The record is from RefSeq and is a predicted model, not a curated record.
AUGAUGAGCGGCCGGCUGCUCGUCUUAAUUACGAUGAUCGCGCGAUCAGUGGGCCACCACGAGAAUGAUUUGCCCGUUGACAAACGGCUGCCAGAUGACGUGGUGCCCAGCGAUUAUGUGAUCGCGAUCGCGCCCGAUUUCCAGAACCACGAUUUCCACGGAUCCAUUCGCAUCGACAUGGAGAUAUCUAACCCGCAGGCUCGAAGCUCCAUCGUGCUACACUCGAGCAACCUGACCAUACUUUCGACGAAGUUGUACUCUCGAGCGUCGCGAGUAGAGGUGCCCCUGAAGUCGGUGACAGUGAUAGAUCAACGCGAAAUGCUGGUCAUCAGGACGCUCGACGUCGCUCUAUCCGGCCAGUACUAUCUAAAGAUAAAUUUCACGGGCAGUCUAAAGAGAAAAUUGACCGGGUUCUAUCUGAGCAAAUACACCGACCCCGGCGGAUCCACCAGAGACUUGGCGAGCACUCAGUUCGAGCCAACCUACGCGAGAACCGCUUUUCCCUGCUUCGACGAGCCGCGGUUCAAGGCCACGUUCCUGAUCCGCACUCUUCACACCGAGAAGCUGUACCACGCGUUGUCGAACAUGCCAGUAUCGAGAACGGAGACGAUGAAGGAGGACGAGUCCGCCGUAGCGACGUUCUUCGAAGCAUCGCCGCCGAUGUCCACGUACCUGGUGGCGUUCCUGGUCAGCGACUUCGAGUGUCUAGAGUCGUCCUUGAGAACGCUGAGCGGCAAUAGCAUACCGGUGAAGGUCUGCGCGAGGCCGAUGUACAAGAACAAAACCAGGUUUGCGUUGGACGUGGCCGUCAGGACGAUGGAGUACUACCUGACCGUGUUCAACAUCGACUAUCCUCUUCCGAAAUUAGACCUGGUAGCUAUUCCCGACUUCAACGCGGGCGCCAUGGAAAAUUGGGGCCUGGUCACUUUCAGGGAAUCCGAAUUGUUGCACACCGACGACGACAGCUCCUUCGCGAACACAAGAAGCGUCUGCUGCACGGUGGCCCACGAGCUGGCGCACAUGUGGUUCGGCAAUCUGGUCACCAUGAGCUGGUGGAACGAUCUGUGGCUGAACGAGGGGUUCGCGACUUACAUGGAGCACAUGGCCGUAGACUUCUUGUUUCCCCGGUGGAACCAGGUCGAUCGGAGUAAGCCAUAAUGAUCGCGCGGAAACUCACGGAUCGGUUUGUUCAUUAGAUAGACUCCUUCCCGUUGCACACCAAGUACGUCGCCAUGAAACAC